Molecule: messenger RNA, 14379 nt
Organism: Oncorhynchus keta (chum salmon)
Lineage: Eukaryota; Metazoa; Chordata; Actinopteri; Salmoniformes; Salmonidae
Product: protocadherin Fat 3-like
Exons: 21
Coding region: 155-11563 (3802 amino acids)
Biological process (GO): homophilic cell-cell adhesion
Cellular component (GO): plasma membrane
Molecular function (GO): calcium ion binding
Source: RefSeq, a predicted model, not a curated record
CACAUUGCGGAGUGGAGGCUAGCCGAACGCGGACUACUGCUGCUGGACUGAUCGGAGCGUUCCUUUACAACUUCUAUGGAUACUUCAAAGUAGCUAAGAGUUACGCCAAAACGGAUUUUACACAGAAUGGAAGGGAUGGAAGAGUGAUGAUGGGAUGGAUGUGAAUAUGGGCCAGUGGGCCUACACAGGCAUGCGUGCCCCUCUCUUCUGCCUAGCCUUGUUGCUGCUGCUGCUCUCCCAGCCUGCCCCCUGCUGCUGCCAGGACAGCCAGGGUUCUCCCCAGGGCCCCGCCGACGGCCCUCGAUUUCUCUUCACGCAGUCUGUCUAUCAUGCCACUGUCUACGAGAACUCGGCAGCGCGAACAUACGCCAACAGUAAAGUUAAAAUGGGCAUCCACCUGGCCCAGCGCUCCUGGGAAAUCCGCUACAGGAUCACCUCCGGGGAUGAAGAAGGCUUCUUUAAAGCAGAGGAGUACAUGCUGGGAGAUUUCUGCUUCUUACGCAUAAGGACUAAAGGCGGCAAUGCAGCCAUCUUGAAUCGAGAAAUCCAGGACAGCUACUUACUGACAGUGAAAGCCUCCGUCAAAGGAGAGGUUCUGGAGACCUGGACCAAAGUGACUGUCCAGGUCCUGGACAUGAAUGACCUCCGACCUCUAUUCUCACCCACCACAUACUCAGUCACCAUCGCAGAAAGCACCCCCCUCAGGACUAGCAUAGCACAAGUUACAGCCACUGAUGCAGACGUCGGCUCCAACGGGGAAUUUUACUACUUCUUUAAGGAGAAAAUGGAGCUGUUCGCCGUGCACCCAACUAGCGGUGUGGUCUCCCUCAGCGGGAAACUGAACAUUGAGGAGCAGAACCGAUACGACCUAGAAAUCCAGGCGGUGGACCGCGGGAUGAAGUUGUAUGGCAAUAACGGUGUGAGCAGUACGGCCAAGCUCUUUGUGCAUGUAGAGCGUGUCAACGAGCAUGUGCCAGUCAUGAAUGUGGUCACCCAUGUCCCCUCGUGGUUAGACAAGAACCCUGUGUAUGCAGUGGUCACUGUGGAAGACCUGGACGAGGGGUUAAAUGGAGAGAUUGAGUCCUUGUCUAUAGUGGCCGGAGACCCUAUGGAGCAGUUCACUCUGGAGAGGUCAGAGGGCAAUGAGUUCGCUAUCAAGGCGUCUGACCAAGUGGACUGGGAGAACUUCCCUUAUGGAUAUAACCUCACUCUUCAGGCCAAGGACAAGGGUGCCCCACAAAAGUUUUCUUCGGUCAGGGUUGUGCACAUCAUAGUGAAGAAACCACAUGCUGUGGAAGUGAAAUUUGAACAGGAGUCGUAUGAAAUUAGUCUCAAUGAAAUCUCACCCCCAGGCACGAUCGUAAAGGUGGUGAAAAUCACCCCUGAGCCAGACGAUGCGGAAUAUAUUCUGACCCCCUCGACAGACUCCUCCUACUUCCGGAUGAACACCCUAACAGGCGUGAUCUCAACUGCUCGCUGGUUCACGGAGUGCACCAAGGACGUAUUUGACCUGGAAGUGGUGGAGGUGGACAGCGAGCUGGGGGUCAAAGUUCGGGUCUCCAUCGAGGACGCGAACGACAACACCCCAACAUUCACUCAGCUUUCGUACGAGGUGUUCGUCAAUGAGAGCGUUCCCAUGGGAUGGACCGUGCUGGCGGUGUCCGCUGUGGAUGGUGAUAGUGGGGAGAAUGGAUACAUAACAUACAGCAUAGCCAGCCUUCAGCCCCUGCCCUUCAAAAUCAACCAGUUCUCUGGCAUCCUCACCACCACACAGGAGCUGGACUUUGAGUCCUCGUCUGAGAGCUACGUGUUUGUGGUCAGGGCCUCUGACUGGGGUUCCCCCUACAGACGAGAGAGUGAAGUCAACGUAACUGUCCAUCUGGAGAAUGUGAACGACAACCAACCCUUAUUCGAGAAGGUGGCGUGUCAGGGACUAGUCUCUCGGGACUUCCCCAUCAACGAGGUAAUCACCACCAUGUCUGCCAUCGACAUAGACGAGCUGGAGCUGGUGAAGUACAAGAUCCUGGAAGGGAAUGAGAGGGGCUUCUUUGACCUGAACCCUGACUCGGGGGUCCUAACCCUACGGAGGUCCCUCUCCACUGCCAGUCCAAAAAAUGGAAUCUUCAGUUUGAAAAUAACCGCCACAGAUGGAGAGAACUUCUCCGACCCGAUGUUCGUGAACAUCUCUAUUGUUCAUGGGAAAUCUUUCCCCAAGAGCUUCAACUGUAGGGAGACCAGAGUCGCCCAAAAGUUAGCUGAGAAAUUACUAAAUAAGUCCAAAGCUAGAACCAAGCCCAAGAUCGAGGAAGGGUUCAUUGACCUUUUCUCCGUCAACAGACAGACACCUCAGUUUGAUAAGGCCUUUCCCACAGACAUAUCAGUGCACGAAGACCUAAAGGUUGGGUCCAGUGUCUUCAAGGUCAAGGCCUAUGACGGCGACACAGGUUUUAACGGUCAGAUGUUGUAUGCCAUCUCAGAUGGAAACACAGACAGCUGUUUCACCAUUGACAUGGAGAGUGGGCUGAUCAGCGUCUUCCUGCCCAUGGACAGAGAGAAAAGAGACAGAUACCUCCUCAACAUCACUAUCUACGACCUGGGCCUGCCACAGAAAACCGCUUGGCGUCUGCUCACCGUCUACGUAGAAGAUGCCAAUGACAAUGCACCUCAGUUCCUGCAGGAGGGAGGCUAUAGAACCUUCAUUCCCGAAAACACAGCCAUUGGCACCGAUGUCAUUCAGGUUGAGGCCACUGAUAAAGACUUGGGGCCUAAUGGAGAGAUUGUCUACUCCAUCCUGACCAGCACCACCCAGUUUGGCAUCAACAGCUCCAACGGGAUUGUGUACGUUGCCGGGCAGCUGGACAGGGAGUUCGUCUCCACCUUCAACUUGAAGAUUGAGGCUCGUGACCGUGCAGAGAAAGGGAACCAGAAGUUUUCAGUCACCACUUUGAAGAUCUCUCUAGAGGACGUUAACGACUGCCCCCCAGUAUUCAUUCCCAGUGUCUACAAUACCCGGGCCCUGGAGGACCUGCCAGUGGGAACCGUGGUGGCCUGGCUCGAGACCCAGGACCCAGACCUUGGCCUGGGUGGCCAGGUUAGAUACUCCCUAGUCAAUGACUACAACGGGAAGUUCGAGGUGGACAAGGCCAGUGGGGCCAUCCGACUGACCAAGGAGCUGGACUACGAGACGCAACAGUUCUACAACCUCACGGUGAGAGCCAAGGAUAAAGGGAGACCUGUCUCUCUCCUGUCUGUCACCUUCGUGGAACUAGAGGUGGUAGAUGUAAACGAGAACCUCUACACUCCCUACUUCUCCCACUUCGCCCUCACGGGAUCAGUGAAGGAGAGCGCCCGCAUUGGGACCACAGUCCUCCAAGUCACGGCCCGGGAUGACGAUGAUGGUAGAGAUGGGGAAAUCCAGUACUCUAUCCGGGACGGGAGUGGACUGGGACGAUUCGCCAUCGACGAAGAGACGGGUGUCAUCUAUACCACAGACACUCUGGACCGCGAGACCAAGGACUCCUAUUGGCUGACUGUGUAUGCCACAGACCACGGGGUGGUGCCCCAGUUCGCCAUCAUGGAGGUGUACAUCCAGGUAGAGGACGUCAACGACAACGCCCCCCUGACCUCUGACCCUGUCUACCACCCCAUUGUCAUGGAGAACUCCCCCAAGGACCUGUCCGUCAUCCAGAUCAAAGCCCAGGACCCGGAUGCCACUGGGGGAGCAGAGAGACUGAGCUACAGGAUAGCUAGUGGGAACCCACAGAACUUCUUCACCAUCAAUACCAGGACCGGUGUCAUCACGACCACGUCCAGGAAACUGGACCGAGAGCAACAGGCUGAGCAUGUUUUAGAGGUCACGGUGUCGGACGGAGGUCCCAGCCCCAAACACUCCACGGUGUGGGUGAUCGUCCACGUGCUUGAUGAGAAUGACAACAAGCCCACGUUCCCAGAGAAGGUGUACCAGAUCAAGUUACCAGAGAGGGACAGGAGGAAGAGAGGAGAGCCUAUCUACAGGGCCUUUGCCUACGACAGGGAUGAAGGGGUUAACGCUGACCUCUCCUACAGCAUCGUCGAUGGCAACGAGGACGGCAAGUUCUUCAUCGACCCCAAGACGGCGGUGGUGUCAUCACGAAAGCAGUUCACCGCCGGGAGCUACGACAUCCUCACUAUCAAAGCCACAGAUAAUGGACGCCCCCAGAAGUGGUCGACGGCCCGUCUGCACAUCGAGUGGAUCCGUAAGCCCUCGGCUUUGGCGAAUCCCCUCCUAUUUGACGAGCAGUACUACAACUUCACCGUCAUGGAGAGCGACAAGGUGGCCGAGAUAGUGGGUGUGGUCUCCAUGCAACAGAACUCCAAUCCCCUCUGGUUCGACAUCAUAGGCGGUAACACUGACAGUCUGUUUGACAUAGAGAAGGGCGUGGGCACCAUCAUCAUCGCUAAGCCUCUUGACGCUGAGCAGCGCUCCUUCUACAACAUGACUGUGGAGGUGACGGACGGGACCAACUCUGCAGCCACACAGGUCCACAUCACAGUGUUGGACAACAACGACAACGCUCCUGUCUUCUCUCAGCCCACCUAUGACAUCACCAUCUCUGAGGACACGCCCCCGGAGACGGAGGUGGUCCAGGUUUUGGCGUCAGACCGUGACGAGCGCCACCGUCUCACCUACUCCCUCCACAGCGCCAUCGACCCCUCCAGCCUGCGUCUGUUCCGUAUUGACCCCAACACUGGCACGGUGUAUACUACAGAGAGACUGGACCACGAGGCUAGAGCACAACACAUCCUCACUGUCAUGGUAAAAGACCAGGAGUUUCCGUACAGGAGGAACCUGGCCCGAGUGUUGGUGGAUGUGGAGGAUGUUAAUGACCAUGUCCCAGUGUUCACCAGUGCUCUGUACGAGGGUUCGGUCUAUGAGUCUGCAGCAGUGGGGUCUGCUGUGCUCCAGGUGACUGCCCUGGACAAGGACAAAGGAGAGAACGCAGAACUCCUCUAUACCAUGGAAUCAGGCAACACAGGGAACACGUUCCGGAUUGAGCCGGUUCUGGGGAUCAUCUCUGUGGCCCGCGAACUCGACCUCUCCACCAUCGGCUACUACGUCAUUACCAUCAGAGUCACCGAUAACGGCUCCCCGCCACUCUUUGCCACCUCUGUGGUUCGCAUCGCCGUCACACUCUCCGACAACGCCGGACCCAAGUUCCCCCAGACCGAGUACCAGGCCGAGGUCACAGAGAACGUUGCCGUGGGAACCUCUGUCACCACAGUAAGCGCCAUGAGCCAAUCCACGCUGACCUACGACAUCCGACAUGGCAACAGCGAACGCACCUUCAGGAUCAACCAGUACAGUGGCGUGAUCACAACUCAGAAACCCUUGGACUAUGAGACCACAGCAUCUUACAACCUGAUCGUCCAGGCCACCAACAUGGCUGGCAUGGCCUCCAACGCCACCAUGCUCAUACGGGUGGUCGAUGAAAACGACAACCCACCUGUGUUCCAGCUGCUGUGCUACCAGGGUAGUAUCAGCGAGGCGGCGCCCAUCAACAGUGUGGUCCUGAACCCAGACAAAACUCCUCUGGUCAUCAAGGCCACUGAUGCUGACCGCAACCAGAACGCUCUCCUGGUCUAUCAGAUCGUUGAGGACACAGCCAAGAUGUUCUUUACAGUGGAUUCUGGCACCGGCUCCAUCAGGACUAUCGCCAACCUGGACCACGAGACGUUUGCUAGUUUUAACUUUCAUGUUCAUGUGAGAGACAGUGGGAGGCCUCAGCUGACAGCGGAUAGCCCCACCGAGGUCACCAUCCAGGUGAUCGACACAAAUGACUCUCCACCUCGCUUCACCCAAGACACCUACGAAACUGUCCUGCUGCUGCCCACCUAUGUAGGAGUGGAGGCAUUACAGGUCUCAGCUAUGGACCCAGACCAAAACGUCUCCACAGAGCUCACCUACUCAGUGACAGAUGGCAACCUGGAGCACUUUACCAUCCAGCCCUCCAGCGGUAUCAUCACUGUCAAAAACAACAACUUCUCCAAGGAACGCUUCCGCUUCAACGUCAAAGUGUCCGACGGUAAGUUCUCCAGCACUGCUCUAGUCACUGUUCUGGUCCGUGAGACGCUGGACUCUGGCCUCUUCUUUGCCCACAGCCUAUACUCCUCGUCCAUCCAAGAGAACAAUACCAACAUCACCAAAGUUGCCGUGGUCAACGCAGUGGGGAAUCGCCUCAACGAGCCCCUCAAGUACACCCUACUGAAUCCUGGGACACGCUUCCGGAUCCGAUCCACCUCUGGCGUAAUCCAGACCACUGGCAUUCCCUUCGACCGUGAGGAGCAGGAGUUCUAUGAGCUGGUGGUGGAGGCUGGGAGGGAGCACGACCGUCUGCGUGUUGCCAGGGUAAUUGUCAGGGUGCAGGUAGAGGACAUUAACGACAACGCUCCUGUGUUCGUGGGACUACCGUAUUACGCUGCUGUCCAAGUGGAGGCCGAACCUGGUUCGGCCAUAUUCCGGGUCACCGCUGUGGACCGUGACAAAGGCAUCAACGGAGAGGUGUCCUACUACCUGAAAGACGACCACGGACACUUUGAGAUCGACAGGCUGACGGGCGGCCUCCGUCUGAAGAAGUCUUUUGAGUCUGACCUGUCCAACCAGGAGUACCAGAUGGUAGUUUACACCAAGGACGGAGGUUACCCUCCUCUUUCCUCCACCUUAGAGUUCCCCAUCACCGUGGUGAACAAGGCCAUGCCCGUCUUCGACAAGUCCUUCUACGCAGUGUCGGUGAACGAGGACGUAGCGGUACACACUCCCAUAUUAGGAAUCAAUGCCACCAGCCCUGAGGGCCAGAACAUAAUCUACACCAUCGUGGAGGGAGACCCCUCUCUGCAGUUCGACAUCGGCUUUGACACCGGAGUCAUCAGAGUCAUCAACUCCCUGGACUAUGAGAUCGCCCCAUCCUUCCGUCUGACCAUCAGAGCCACAGACUACCUGACCGGCGCCCGUGCUGAGGUGGACGUAGAUGUCACAGUUAAUGAUUUCAAUGAUAACCCUCCGGUGUUUGAGAAAAUGUCCUAUAAGGCAGUUCUGUCAGAGACUGCCAUGAUUGGCACUCCGGCUCUGCAAGUGGUGGCUACCGACAAAGACUCUGAGAAGAACAACAUUGUACGCUAUCAGAUAUUCUACCCCACAGAUGCCUACAACAGCACCGACCACUUCCACAUCGACAGCAGCAGCGGCCUCAUCUUGACCGCCCGCAUGCUCGACCACGAGCUGGUCCAGCGCUAUGACUUCAUCGUCAGGGCAACCGAUAACGGCUUCCCACCUCUGAGCAGUGAAGUGUCGGUCACGGUGGUGGUGAAUGACAUGAACGACAACCCUCCGGUGUUCAACCAGCUUCUCUACGAGGCCUAUGUCAGCGAACUGGCCACGAGGGGCUAUUUUGUGACCUGCGUCCAGGCUUUGGAUGCUGACAGCUCCGACUAUGACAAACUGGAGUACAGCAUCCUGUCAGGAAACGAGAGGAUGAACUUUGUGAUGGAUGGUAAGACGGGUAUCAUCACGCUGUCUGGUCACAGGAAGCAGAGAAUGGAGCCAGCCUACAGUCUGAAUGUAUCCGUGUCUGAUGGGGUGUUCACCAGCACAGCCCAGGUGCACGUCAGGGUCCUGGGGGCCAACCUCUACAGCCCUGUGUUUGGACUGAAUGCCUACGAUGCAGAGGUACGGGAGAAUGCAGCGGUAGGAACCAAGGUGAUCCAGGUUAGGGCGACCGAUGCUGACCCAGGAGUGUUUGGCCAGAUUACCUACUCAUUCGUCAACGACGUGGGGAAGGACCAGUUUAGUGUGGACGCCAAUGGUCAGAUCACCACCCUGGAGAAGCUGGACAGAGAGGACCCUGCCAACAAGGACAUUGUCCUUACGGUGGCGGCCCAGGACGGAGGUGGAAGGGCCUCCUACUGCACCGUCCGGGUCUCCCUGGUGGAUGACAACGACAAUGUCCCUCGCUUCAGAGCUACAGAAUACCGUGCUUCCGUCAAAUCCGACGUAGGCAAGGGCUUCUUGGUGACACAGAUCCAGGCGUAUGAUCCUGACGACGGUGCCAACUCUAAGGUGACAUACUCGCUCUACAGCGAGGCACACGUGCCCGUGGCGGAUGUGUUAGAGAUCGACCCUGACAACGGCUGGAUGGUCACCAAGGGGAGUUUCAGCCACCUGCGCAACUCAGUCCUGUCUUUCUUUGUUAAAGCAGUAGAUGGAGGUAUCCCUGUCAAGCACUCUUUAGUAUCAGUCUACAUCCACGUCUUGGCAUCUGACGCCCUCAUCCCCUCCUUCACCCAACCCCAGUUCUCCUUUACCGUCCCAGAGGACACUCCUAUAGGAGCUGCCCUAGGGUCCGUCCGCCUCAUCACCCCACCAGGCUACGCCUCGCUGCCAGUCACCUUUGCUCUGGUCAACGGAGAGACCGGGGAGAACAACCAGGAUGGAGUCCUGGUGGUGGACAGGGACACUGGGGUCAUCAAGCUGGACAAGCCCUUGGACCACGAGGUCAUCACUGCCUUCCACUUCAAGGUCACAGCCACCGUGCAGCAGGCCAAGCUGGACUCUGUGACCAGCGUCGACGUAGAAGUCAAAGUCCUGGAUCUGAACGACAACAAGCCAGCAUUUGAAUCCAACGCCUACGAGGCGACAGUGAUGGAAGGGAUGCCUAUUGGCACCAUAAUCAUCCAGGUUCAGGCUCUGGACCCAGACUCUGGAGCUAACGGACAGGUUACAUACAGCCUAGGCAUGUUGGCGCAAUCCGAAGGGGAGCUGGACCAAUCCACACAGGCCUUCACCAUUGACAGCAACACUGGUUGGAUCUCUACUCUCAAGGAGUUGGACCAUGAGAUGUACCCGUCCUACGCCUUCCUGGUGGUGGCCUCAGACCUGGGGGAGACCCUGGCCCUCUCCUCCACCUCCACGGUGACCGUUGCCGUGUCGGACAUUAACGACAACCCGCCCAGAUUCCUGGAUGAGAGGUACCUGGGCUCAGUGCGUGAGAGCGACCCCCCUGGCGAGGUGGUGGCGGUGCUCAACACUAGAGACGAUGACAGCUCUACAGUGAACCGCCAAGUCAGCUAUCACAUCACAGGUGGGAACCCUCGGGGGGUGUUUGCCCUGGGGCAGGUGCAGGGUGAGUGGAAGAUGUACGUGAAGCGCCCACUGGACCGUGAGGAACAGGAACUAUACCUCCUCAACGUUACCGCUUGCGACGGCCUGUUCGUCACCAGGGCAACCGUGGAGGUGUCUGUGACUGACACCAACGACAACAGCCCCGUCUGUGACCAGAUUCUGCAGGGUGUCAGUCGUAAGGUGGUAUAUUCUCUGGCCGACUCUGCCGGCGGCUUCUUCUCCAUCGACAAAUCAUCUGGCAUCGUGGUCCUGGAGCGUAUCCUGGACCGCGAACAGCAACCGUCCUACAUGAUCACGGUCAGAGCCUCCGACCAGGGCUCUCCGGUCCGUCUGUCCUCCCUGGUCAACGUAACCGUCACAGUCCUGGACAUCAAUGACAACCCACCGGUGUUUGAGCGGCGUGACCACCUCGCCACCGUGCCAGAGGACGUGGGGUUAGGGACAGAGGUGCUGAGAGUGUACGCAGCCAGUAAGGACAUUGGAACCAACGCUGAGAUCACGUAUAGUAUCCGCUCAGGCAACGAGCACGGAAAGUUCCACAUACACCCCGUCACUGGUGCCAUCGCUGUGUCCAAGCCUCUGGACUUUGAGAUGUGUAAAGACUACUUCCUUACUGUGGAGGCCAGAGAUGGUGGAACACCGCCCCUAAGCGCCGUAACCAUGGUAAACAUCAACCUGACGGAUGUCAACGACAAUGCACCCAUGUUCAGCCGAGACGUCUACACUACCGUCGUAUCCGAGGACGCAACCAUCGGAGAGUCCGUUGUCAAGGUACAGUGCGAGGAAGACGUAAACGAGUGUGAGCGGGGCGGCGCCACGGGUGGCGAAGCAGAAUGUGAGAAUGGCGGUGUGUGUGUCAACACGCACGGUUCGUUCUACUGCAACUGCACGGCGGGCUUCGUGGGCCAGCUCUGCGGCCUGCGGCCCGUGGUGGUACCAGACAUGCAGGCUGGACACGCCAUGGUGGGGAAAGAAGAACUGAUCGGCAUUGCUGUUGUCCUAUUCGUCAUUGUCACCCUCAUCAUCCUCUUCAUCGCCUUCCGUAAGAAGGUGUUCCAGAAGAACUACUCCCGUAACAACUUGACGCUGGUCCAAGAUCCAGCAACAGCAGCUCUGUUAAACAAGGCCAACGGGGUUCAGUUCAAGACCCUGCGCUGCACGCCGGGAGACCCCUUGAACCUGUACGCCGAAGCGGGGCUGUGCGCCACUGUGAUAGGUGGCGGAGCUGGGAUGCUCGGCCCGCCCCAGGUGCCUGUGAGGCCCAUGGCAUAUACACCCUGUUUCCAAGGCGAUCCGCGGUCCACGCUGGAGAAGAUGGCGGACGGGAGAGGCGUGGAACACACUGAGAUGAGCACCUUCCACCCAGAGUCACCCAGGAUUCUGGGAGGCACAGUACGGAGGGGGGUGGUGGUGUGUAGCGUGGCGCCCAACCUGCCACCUGUCUCGCCCUGUCGUUCUGACUGUGACUCCAUCCACAAGAGCACCUGGGACAGCGACGAGGGUAAAAUGGUAGAUAUGGGCGAAGAGAUGACCUGUUUCUCAGGGAGCAACAAGGGCAGCAACUCUGAGGUCCAAUCACUGAGCUCCUUCCACUCCGACUCCUGCGACGACAACGCCUCCAUAGUGACCGUCAUUCGACUGGUCAAUGAUGCAGUCGACACUAUUGAAAACGAAGUGUCAGUCAUGGAUCAAGGUCAGAGCUACAACAGAGCAUAUCACUGGGACACGUCUGACUGGAUGCCCAACUCACGGCUGCCCGACAUCGAGGAGGUGCCCAGUUACGAGGCCAGCGGCCUGGCAGGCCACGGAGACAUGGUUGCCUCAGCCUCCCGACUGGGGGGCAGCUCUCGCCUGGGGGGCAGCGCCCGGGAACUGGAUUCAGACUACUACCUCGGGGGCUACGACAUCGACAGUGAUUUCCCACCUCCUCAUGAGGAAGAGUUCCUGACCCAGGACCAGCUCCCUCCUCCCCUCCCCACUCCCCUGGAGGAGUACCAGGAGCACCCCUACGACACCCUGCCCGCCAACCAGACCGCCUCCAAGGAGAGCACCCUGAGUGGGAGUGUUCGUGGCAGCACCGGACGCCACAGGUCCCCCCGCCCACAUUUCCACCCCAGCCAAUACCUGCCCCCACACCAGCUGCCCCUGGGGGAGGCGGGGCAAGGCGGGCCGGGAGGGGAGGUGUUCAGCACUUUUGUGGGUGGGGCGAUCAUGUCGGGAGGAGGGGACAUGGAUGAUAAUGUGUCGCUGAAUAGGAGGUUGUCAGUAAACGCAUCAUCGGCCUCGGACUUGUCGGCCCCCUGUGGUUUUGACGACUCUGAGGCGGGCGGUAGUGACUUGGACAGUAUGGAUGAGCUGCACCGGGGUGGGACACACACCGUAGAGAUGCAGCAACAGACUGAGGUCUGAGGUCUGACUGGGCCCCACCGUGGGGUCAAGGAGAGUGGCAAGGGGACGGGUGGGCAUGAGUGCAGGACAGAGACUGCUGGAGUAGGAACUGGACGCCGUGUCGAGCUGUGCAGGUUCCUCUGGACUGAGUAAUGAAGAUGGUGGUAGUCACUCAGAGGGGAAUGAUUGGUGUUUAAUGGACACACUGCUAGAUAGUGGCUACGUCAUCAAAACAGUACUAACUUAACCCUUCAACCACUGCCAUUGCAAACACUAACCUCAAACCACUUCACCCAUUGCAGGCUUUAUCCUUAAACCACUUUUCUUCAUUCCAAGCCACUACCCUUAUUCAUGACCCUUUAGCCACUACCCAUGAGCUAAUACCAAGCCGCAUGCAAUGGAAAGCAAUGUGUUUUGACACAUUAGUACCUACAGCUGGCCAUCAUCAUAGCCACUAACCUAGCAGUGGCCCAUGUCAAGAUCAGAUGAGUGUUAUCCUCUUCCAUAGCGAGGAACAGAGAGCCUGCCAGAUAUGUUGAGUACGUAUGGGUGAGAAUGUGAAUAACAAAGAUUAAGUUUUUAAAAAAUACAAACUUUUAAGAGACAAGUGCAGAGACAAUGGAUGAGCGAGUGCAGAGAAAAUGAAUGAGCUAGUGCAGAAAAAAUGGAUGAGCUAGUGCAGAGAAAAUGGAUGAUCUCGUGCAGAGGAAAUUGAUGAUCUCGUGCAGAGAAAAUGGAUGAGCUAGUGCAGAGAAAAUGGAUGAGCUAGUGCAGAGAAAAUGGACGAGCUAGUGCAGAGAAAAUGAACGAGCUAGUGCGGAGAAAAUGGACGAGCUAGUGCAGAGAAAAUGAACGAGCUAGUGCGGAGAAAAUGGAUGAGCUAGUGCAGAGAAAAUGAACGAGCUUGUGCAGAGAAAAUGGAUGAGCUGGUGAAUCAAGAAAAGAUGAAGAAUGUUUGGUAAAAAGAAAAGAAGACAAUAUUGUAAUUGAACGGUCAGUACUGUGAUAUGGCCUCCUCUUUCUGCUCAAAGCAGAUGUGAUUGUUUUUAGCUGCACACAGCUUCCCUGUCCCUCCUCUCACUAUACCUGCCUACCCACAGAGGCCCAACAAGGACUUCUCCCUAACCAGGAUGUGUGUGUGUGUGUGGGGGGGAGGGGGGCCUGUACAGAAUUUGUGAAAAUGAAAUGGACGAUUUUUUGUGUGAUUAUCCACUCUAAGAACGCCAUUUGGAUUGAUGUGAAAUAUGUUUAUUAUUACCCCUAGUCCAAACGGCCACCCCGGAAAUCAUUCCUGUGACGCCAUGAGAGUUUAGCCAUCCUUCUGUCCCACCACAUGCUAAACUGCUAUCCUGCCGCUCUUCUUUUCUGCCAAGUAAUUUUGCUUUAAUGAUGUUGUUAUAUGGUCUUUAUUGUUUUGCACUAGUAUCUUUAGAUUUUUAGUUUUGAUGGUUAUUACAUGAAACGUGCUAUAUUAUUGAAAUCCUCCAAAGGACAUUAUCAUGAUAUGUAAUUCUGGCCCAGCUAAAUUAGCAUAAUAAGCUAUGAGGAAUUUUUAUGUUAGUAAUUUUCUUUUCACUAAAGUCCCGAUUUUCAAAUAGAUAAAAAAAAAUGGCAAUUCACAUAGUUUUCUUGAGCUAUUACAUUUCCCAGGAUGCAACACAAUGUAUUUUAUUUCCCUUCCUUGUUCUCCUUCCGUCCCAUGUUGUUUUACCCUGAGCAGGUUUCAUAGAGUCACUCCAGUAUUUCCCAAAGCCAUAACAGCAAUAGAUUGACUGGUGGAUGAGGAGUAGGGUCCGUGCACAAUGCAAAUGCAUUCUGGGAAAAUAAUAUAAUAAUGUAGCAUCCCAUCACAACGGCUGUCACAGCGGCCAGGCACCGUUGCACCAUGGGUCUUGUCAGUUGCUGUGUUCCAUUUUGGUUCUGUCCGCUUAAAAAAAUAAUAUAAACAACGGUCACUAACAAUGGCUUAUUCUAAACACAUCUCUAUCGCUCCAGGACAGAAGGACAGAUAACAAAACAGAUGAGUGUCGUAUUGGACUUGGAGUUCUAUUGGACUUGGAGUUCUAUUGGAGUUGUAUUGGACUUGGAGUUCUAUUGGACUUGGAGUUCUAUUGGAGUUGUAUUGGACUUGGAGUUGUAUUAGACUUGGAGUUGUAUUGGACUUGGAGUUGUAUUGGACUUGGAGUUGUAUUGGACUUGGAGUUGUAUUGGACUUGGAGUUGUAUUGGACUUGGAGUUGUAUUAGACUUGGAGUUCUAUUGGACUUGGAGUUCUAUUGGACUUGGAGUUCUAUUGGACUUAGAGUUCUAUUGUAAAAUAAUAUACCUGAUCCAGCAAGAUUUUUUUGUAAAAGAUGUAAGUUUGUGUUAAAAUCUUUGUACAGUGUACAUUGAAUGCUGGGUUGUUAAAAUGCUGAUUUUGUAGAUAUUGAAUUGCAAUCCUGACCACCUUUCUUUGAGUUUAUUGUUUUUGUUCGAUAUGAAUGUGGACAAUAAGAGACCAUGAUAAAUCAGUCAUCUCCCCUCCUCUGUUGGCCUUUCGCCUAAAGUAUUAUUUUAUUUCAUUAACCUUUGCUUUAAAACAUAAAAAGCCUUUCAAUAGACUAGUUAGAACUUGCACGGUAUUAAAUGCACUAAACCUGCUUUACAUUACAUCCCAGUGUUUUUUCUUUUUUGUUUAAAAUCCUCUGGUUUCUGUUUCUUUUCAAUUAUUUUAGGUAGUAUUGAAAUAUGUCUAAUCUAACUGCAGCAAUUGAGUGUACAGAAUUAGUUAUUUUUUAACUGCUUUUUGUUUUUUAAAUCAAUGCUGAAAAUAAAAAAGGUUAUUGAUCAAACAAA